CCGCCUGCCAUGUGAAGCGGUGCAGUUGGCUCGUUGGUGCAGUGUGAAAGUGGUCAUGGCUGCUUCACUGAUCUGUUGAAGCGUCCAUAUAUGUUUUGCGUUGGCAUUUAAACAAAGUUAUUACACUGCCAUUAUCUGCAGAGAAACUCAAUUGACAGAAGUAUCAUCUACAUAUAAAGAUGGAGUUUAUCUCAGCCCGAAUGGGUGCGGAGGACGGAUGGGGAGGGAGGGAAGGUCAGCCCGAGGGGAAGACGAGCCAGAAAGGUCGGCCCGAGGGGAAGACGAGCCAGAAAGGUCGGCCCGACACACCGCGUCGCCUCGAGAUCGUCACCGUCGGUCCCAGGGCGGCCAGCACCGCGUCUCGGCCGCCCAAAUCGGGAUCCCUUCCGGCUCUCAAUCUUAGCGACAAAGAAACCCACACAUGUGGCCGAAGAGAAGACUACGAAGAGAAAUGCUGCAAGGGGCCGGAGUGGAGCUGGGAGGACCAGCUUCUGAAGACGCGAGAGGGACCCGCAGGAAAGAAGAAACGCGGGAAAACCAUCCUGUGGAGGCCUGGCAGCGGCCGCCAUGUCGACGAGGGACCUGAUUCGUACCGCCCUUUCACUCACGUAGUCAGAGUUCUCCACCUCUCCGAGGCCCUCGACACCUGCCUCAACCGGAGGAUGAAGCCAAAGAAAUUGCAGACGUUUAGCAGCAUCGACUCCCGCGAGCUGCCCGCGAACCACCCCUGCGCCAACUUGAAAGUGCUUUGGUUCGGCGCCGAGACCCAGGAGGAGGAGGAGCCCUCCAACUGGUACGGCAACGUGGAGUUCGCCUUGGACGCGCAGAUUCUGCUGACUCAGUGGAAGUACUGCUUCUGGGUGGAAAUGAUGACGGCGCCGACGCACACUGCUUCGCGUCUGCUGCUCACCAACAAGGACUACUCGUCAGUGCUGCCCAGGUAUUACAGCAGCCACGCAGGUGGGCCGUGGCAGGCGACGCCCGAGGGGCACAAGGGGCUCGUCCAGUGCUCGCGGUACCGCUUCAAGGGCACCAACGUCCACGACCACGCGUUGGAGUUUAUGAUCGAGGCCACUCCGGAGGACGAGAAGGCCAUCCUGGCGGCCUGUCAGAUAUCCUUCAAGAACCACGACAGAGCCAGACGCAUGGACAUCCCACACGUGUGCAACCGGUACCAGAGGCUGGGAACACCGUGCCCCUCGCCCUUCUCCGCAAGCCAGACUGCACGAGCCUUCUUCAAAUACAUCCAACAGAGCGGCAUGCCCUGGAGCAAUUUACCGGGAAGGCUCUCCCAAGAGGCUCAGAAGCAACUGGAAUUCUUCAACGAAGACGAAAGAAGGAUCGCCAUGCAGAAGCAUUUUGUUUCAUCUCGGGCGUAUGCUCAGCAACAGCUUUACCUUCAGAAUCCGAUGUAUUAUUUUUAGUGUACCUGUGAUUUUGAUUGAUGUUUUUGAGAGUUUUAUUUUAUAUUACCACAUUAUAAGAAUAUAUUGUCCGUGAACUGUUUGAUGCUGUUUAUGUAUUUUGUUUUACUAGAUAAAGACGUGUGUAAAUGCUAGUGCGGCUGCCGAAGUACGCCUAUAUUGGGUGUCGGAUACCACUGCAUAAUAUUCGCUUAAGGUUUAUUUAAUUACGGUCAAACCUGUAAUUCAAUACAUUGGCGUUACAUCUAAUGAAACAAUUCCUAUGAUAUCGACAAAAAACAUGAUGUUACAUAUAUCUAUUACAUAAAUAAAAUUAUUCAAAGCAAUCGAAAGACAACGUAUAUUAGGUUACGUAAUAAAGAACCUCCUCCAGGUAUUAGAGACAAGCAUUGCGGGAACAAUCAGGCAAUCAGCUUACCGGUCUGAUGCCAGAAUGUUGUGGGCGUCUCGACGGCACAAAACUUCCUCUCGAACUGCGCCCACACUUCAAACAUACACAGGCUGCAACAAGCAACAUUCUACCAAGGUCUAUAUAAGUACUUAUGUAGACCUUGUAUUCUACUUAAUGUGUGAAACGUGAGCUAGGUCGCGAUCUCAUCUCACAGCAUCAGUCAUAUACAUGUGUGAUAUACUAGCGGCUAUACUAAUCAUGAGACCAAUGUGAUAUAAUGAUUUUUUU
Penaeus vannamei (Pacific white shrimp) is the source of this 2103-nucleotide messenger RNA. RefSeq lists its product as uncharacterized. Lineage: Eukaryota; Metazoa; Arthropoda; Malacostraca; Decapoda; Penaeidae. The record is from RefSeq and is a predicted model, not a curated record.